Molecule: messenger RNA, 1811 nt
Organism: Populus nigra (black poplar)
Lineage: Eukaryota; Viridiplantae; Streptophyta; Magnoliopsida; Malpighiales; Salicaceae
Exons: 9
Coding region: 53-1618 (521 amino acids)
Biological process (GO): proteolysis
Molecular function (GO): serine-type exopeptidase activity; dipeptidyl-peptidase activity
Source: RefSeq, a predicted model, not a curated record
AUUUGAUUUUGACUACAACUCUAGUUUUAAUAAUACUAGGGUAGUUUUCUUUAUGGAAAUCAAACAAAAAAAACCAGUGCUCCUCAAAAAAAUGGCCACCAGAGGUCCAAGAAUCCAAGCUCUAUGGCAUCUUCCAUGGCUGGUUUUUCUUUUCUCUACAACACGUGUGUUUUGCGCUUCACCAUCAAAAGUACCAAGACUUGGGGUGCAUGGACCUUAUGGUGCAAGAAAUCACCUUGGAAAAGUUAAGGUUCAGUCUUUGGCCCCGUCGGAUCAUCAGGAGUUUAGAACUUUUUAUUACAAUCAGACACUUGAUCACUUCAAUUACAGGCCUGAAAGUUAUAAGACUUUUCAGCAUAGAUAUGUAGUGAGCUUCAAGCAUUGGAGGGGUCCCGGAACAAUGUCUCCAAUAUUUGUCUAUCUGGGUGAGGAAUCUUCUUUGAAUGACGAUCUUGGUCAUAUUGGAAUCCUCUCUGAUAAUGCAGCUCGAUUUGGUGCUUUACAAGUGUACAUAGAGCAUCGCUUCUACGGAGAAUCAAUCCCCUUUGUAUCAAGAGAGGAAGCAUUGAAAGAUGCAAACCUCCGUGGUUACUUCAGCUCUGCUCAAACUUUAGCAGAUUAUGCAGAAGUAAUCCUACACAUUAAGAAAAAACAUUCGGCCGACUCUUCCCCGGUUAUAGUUUUUGGAGGAUCAUACGGAGGAAUGCUUGCUGCUUGGUUUCGCCUGAAAUACCCUCACGUUGCGCUAGGGGCACUGGCCUCGUCUGCCCCAGUUCUUUAUUUUGAUAAUAUCACCCCUUCAAACGGAUACUAUACAGUCGUGACAAAGGAUUUCAAGGAAUCGAGUGAGAGCUGCUACAAAACCAUAAAACAGUCAUGGUUUGAAAUUGAUAAAGUUGCUGCUAAAGCAGAUGGUCUUUCUAUCCUUCAAAAGAAGUUUAAUACUUGCAAACCAUUGGAGGCUUCUACAGAGUUGAAAAACCUUUUGGACAGUUUGUUUUCAGUAGCAGCUCAAUAUGAUAGACCUCCAAGAUAUCCAGUUGACCUUGUUUGCAAAGGAAUUGAUUCAGCACCAGAAGGAAGUGAUGUACUUGACAGGAUAUUUUCUGGGAUUGUUGCUUACUUCGGAAAAAAGCCUUGCUAUAAUCUAGAUGCAUUCUUUUCAUCAGAAACACUGGAAGGCUGGACUUGGCAGACAUGUAGCGAACUUGUGAUACCGAUCGGCCGUGGUAGCAACGAUACUAUGUUUCCAGCAGAGCCAUUUGAUCUGAAGGAGUACAUUGAAGAAUGCAAAAGCGCAUUUGGAGUCCCCCCUAGGCCUCAUUGGAUAACAACUUAUUAUGGCGGUCAUCAUUUUAAAGAGGUUCUCAGGAGGUUCGGUAGCAACAUUAUCUUCUCCAAUGGCCUCCGUGACCCUUAUAGCAGUGGAGGGGUGCUGGAAAACAUAUCAGAUAGCAUAUUGGCAGUGUAUACAACUAAAGGUGCUCAUUGCAUGGACAUACUGCCGGCCACAAUUGGUGAUCCUGAUUGGGUAGUUUUGCAGAGAAACAUAGAAAUCGAGAUCAUUAACGGAUGGAUCCUGAAGUACUAUCAAGAUCUGCUUGAAAAUUCUUCAUAGAUGAUAUUUCUUCAUUGUCAAAAAUAAGAGCCUCCUUCAAUCCCCCUCCUUCCAACUGUUUUCUCUGUUAAACGCUUUUCACUUUGAAAUUGAAAUGUGAAAUUUUAUUAUUUCAACAAAAUAUUUGGAUGUCCAAAAACAAGACUCAGUUUCUUUUUCCAGUCAAGACUCAGUUUUCUUUUUCCUGUUUCAA